GCCACGGCUGGAUCCCGUUCGAAAAUCGAUGGAGGUAGCGAUGAUGAGAUACUGCGAUGCCGCUUCUCCCGCAGCAGGCCGUGCAGACCUCGCGAUCACGGCGAAGGGAAUGCGCAGAUGUUGGACAACCAACAGGGCGCUGAUCACCACAGGAGGCAUCCUUGUCCUCUCCAUUCCCCGAGGCAGUGUACUGCAUAUCUGGCUCAUGUGUGCGGGCGCCGCGCUCACACCGUAUGGUACGUACGCGAAUCGAUUGGGCAGCAAUGCAGUUCCCCACCGCGGCAGUUCUUCUGCACUUGGGCGCUCUCGUGCCCGUGGCAACGGCCGCCGCGGGCGCGGGCGCUCAGUCGGUGACUCCUGUGCAGAAGGUUAUCACGCUCAUGGAGGGCAUGAUGGAGCAGGGCAAGAAGGAGAAGAAGGCGGAGCAGGUCCAGUUCGCCGCCUACAAGCAGUUCUGCGAGGACACCACAAGUCUCAAGCAGAAGGCCAUCGCAGAGGCCAACGACAAGAUCGAGGUACUGAAGGCCGACAUCGAGAAGUAUUUGUCCGACGCCGAGCAGCUGAAGAAGGAGAUCGAGGGCCACGACGCGGACAUCAGCGCCUGGGACGGAGACAUGGCUGCUGCUUCCAAGGUGCGCCAGCUCGAGAAGGCAGACUACGAGACCCUGCACACGGACUACUCCGAGUCCGUUGGCGCCCUGCAGCGGGCGAUCGAGGUUCUCAAGAAGCAGGCCUACAACCGCCCGCAGGCCGCUUUCGUGCAGCUCGCGGACCUGAACGGCCUGAGCCUCAUCCCGCCAGAGGCCAAGAGGGCCAUUGCCGUGUUCCUUCAGCAGGACCCCGAUGCGGCCGCCGAGGGCUUGGAGGUCAGUGCCCCCGAAGCCUACGGGUACGAGUUCCAGUCAAAGGGCGUGAUCGAUAUGCUCGAGAAGCUGCUGGACAAGUUCAUCGCGGAACGCACCACGCUGGAGAAGACGGAGACGAAGACCCAGCAGGAGUUCGAGAUGUUGAUGCAGGACCUGGAGUCCUCCACUGCGCAGUCCAAGCAGGACCGCGAGGAGAAGGCGGAGCUGAAGGCGAAGGCCCUUCAGGCCAAGGCGGACGCGGAGGGCGACCUGACCGACACCACGACGACCCGCGACGCCGACCAGCAGUACCUCACCGACCUGGUCGCCACUUGCGAGCAGAAGGCCACGGACUUCGAGUCCAGGCAGACGCUCCGCGCGGAGGAGCUGGUGGCCGUCCAGAAGGCCAUCGACAUCAUCUCCACUGACGCCGUCAGCGGUAACGCCGAGAAGCACUUGGCAGCCACCGACGAGGAGAAGGCCGCCUACGGCCCUGCGUUCGCAGCCCUGCGCUCCGCCACCAGCAGCGAGUUCCAGGAGCAGGCCGCACGGUACCUACGGCAGCAGGCAGGCAGGAUCGGCAGCCGCGUGCUCUCCACGCUGGCCGCGCGCGUGGAGGCGGACCCCUUCAAGAAGGUGAAGAAGAUGAUCAAGGACCUCAUCACGCGGCUGAUGGAAGAGGCCAACGAGGAGGCCGAGCACAAGGGCUGGUGCGACACCGAGCUCUCCACGAACGAGCAGACGCGGAAGACGAAGACGCAGGCCGUGGAGACGCUGCACGCCGAGAUCGACCAGCUGCAGACCUCCACCGCCAAGCUCACCGAGGAGAUCGCGGAGCACACGAAGGCGGUGGCCGAGCUUCAGAAGGCCAUGGCGGAGGCGACCGAGCUCCGCAAGACGGAGAAGGAGAAGAACGAGGAGACGAUCAAGGACGCGCAGGAGGCGCAGACGGCCGUGGCGCAGGCGCUCACGGUCCUGAAGGAGUUCUAUGCCCGCGCCGCGGAGGCGACCGCGUUCGUGCAGCAGCAGCCGGAGCCGCCGCCCAUCUUCGAGAAGGCCUACACGGGCAUGGGCGGCGAGUCUGGUGGUGUGGUCAGUAUGCUCGAGGUCAUCGAGUCGGAUUUCGCGCGCCUGGAGGGGGAUACUGCCGCGGCCGAGCAGGCUGCCCAGCAGGAGUACGAGACCUUCAUCACAGACUCCAAGGUCGACCUGAUGGGUCAGCAGAAGGACGUCGAGCACAAGACCGCCAAGGUGAAGAGCGAGAAGAAGGCCCUCGUCGUGAAGGCGGCCGACCUGGAGGGGACCCAGAAGGAGCUCGACGCGGCCCUGCUGUACUUCGACAAGCUGAAGCCGUCGUGCAUCGACGCCGGGACCAGCUACGAGGGGCGCGUGGCGCGGCGAGAGGAGGAGAUCGAGUCCCUCCAGACGGCCCUCCGGAUUCUGAACGGCGAGGACAUCUGAGGUGCCCCCCCCGCAUUCGCCGUUGGAGCGUCGCCGAGGUCUGGGGGGCCGCGGGGUCCCGCUGGGACCACUGCGUCGUGGCCAACUCGUUUGGCACAGCGGGUAGUCAGCCCACGCGCCAAAAUAGACGUCCAGAGGGAGCCUGAC
This is a messenger RNA of Prorocentrum cordatum, 2453 nucleotides long. Lineage: Eukaryota; Dinophyceae; Prorocentrales; Prorocentraceae. The record is from the annotation of a GenBank genome assembly.